UGGCUACCAUGAGCAGCAAUAACACCCAUCCAACGCAGUGGUUAGAGGCCAAGGUCAAUGUUUAUCGCUGAGUCUGUCGGUCACGGGACCGGGCCGCCUGACCGGAUGUGGCGCCUCUGGCAGAGGUCAGCCGCACCGAGCUCUGCAGACGUCCUGCCAGCUCCGAGCCGUCAGUCCGAGGGCGGCAGCCGGGGACGGUGGACCACAUACUGUCUCAGUGUCCGUGUCACUAUGUCGGCCCUCAGCAGCCGGCUGGCGACGCUCCUGACUUUGGCCGUGCUCAUCGUGACGGCCGGCUGUGACGGUGGCCAGUCCAUCCCCCUGGAUGAAUACGUACAGCAGUUGGUGCAAAAUGAACUACAGUCCAUCGUCAGCACGCUGCAGUCAGGAAUGGAACGUCUGGAGAACAGGCUGGAGUCUAGGAUGGAGGCUCUGGAGGGCAGAAUGGAGGAGCUGACCGGCCGACUGGACGGCCAGCAGACUCAGCUGGACGAGAUCGUCACACAGCUGAACGGCCAAAAAUCCCAGCAGGACGAGACGACAGCCACUGUGAACGACCUCACAGAACGACUGAGUGAUAUCGUCAUCAACAUGGAAAAACAUGUGAGUGAAAUGCGUAAAUUGGCUACGAGACUCGACAGCCAGCAGUCACAACUGAACCAACAAAAAUCGCAACAAGAGGAGACCGCAACCACAGUGAACAACCUCACAGCGCACCUGGAUACCAUCGUUACACAGCAAGGAGAUCAACUCAACCAGACGUCUCAACUGGCUACAAGGAUCAACAGCCAGCAAUCUCAACUGAGCGAGCUCAACACCCAGCUGAACGAACAAAAAACGACUCAGAGUGAAGUUUCAGUCAGAAUGGAUAACCUGACCUCCCAGGUUGACAUUCUAAGAUCCAAGCUGACCGGAGCUAUUAGCAACACAUCAUCCCAACAGGAGCGUAUUGAUGACCUAGCAGCUCCGGUACACCAGCACCACCGAAUUCGUGAUUGCAGCGACCUGCCUGUCGACUCCCCAUCUGGAGUCUACCUCCUUCGACCCAGUGGUAACAUCAGACAACCACCCGUCGAGGCCUACUGUGACAUGGCCACUGCCGGAGGGAACUGGACGGUGAUACAACGACGAGCUGAUAUCCAGCCACACCAGGACUUCUACCUCGGAUGGAACGACUACAAGGACGGAUUUGGUAAUGUUACCAAAGAAUUCUGGUGGGGCUUGGAACACGUUUAUCAGCUUACGUCAUCAGGCCGACGGUACGAACUCCGUAUUGAUCUCGAGGCUUUUGACGGCAAUAGAUCAUACGCUACAUACCAACAGUUCCGUAUCUCGUCUGAGGAGGACGGCUACACACUGAGCUGUACCGACUACUCUGGAACUGCCGGGGGUGGUCUGAGGUGGAACGUCAAUGAGAAGUUCUCUACCCGUGACCGUGACCAGGACGGCUGGUCUGCCGUUCACUGUGCACAGUCCCGUCAGGGGCCCUGGUGGUACGACAGCGUUUGCGGGGGGAGCAGCCUGAACGGACGGUACCGGGACGGCGGUAAAUGGGACUGGACUGGAAUAUGGUGGAACACGUGGAGGAGAGGGGAGUCACUGAAGAAAACCGAUAUGAAGAUCAGACCAACGUACUAAUCUACACACCAAGGAGACAUCACAGUGGUGUAGAUACCCCGGUGACAUGUGUACCGAGCCGGUGUCACGGUAUUUACUCGAAUACUAACACUGUAGUAUGGGUUAGAGUGUGAAGAUCUUGCUUACUAUCACGUGACGUUGUACGAGGGUGCAAUUCGGCGCUUUUCUGCUAAUGAAAAGUAUGAUGUGCGAUUAUCUAUAGGACUCAAUACAAGUAUCCGUCGGUCUCUCUCUCUCUCUCUCUCUCUCUCUCUCUCUCUCUCUCUCCCUCUCUCUCUCUCUCUCUCUCUCUCUCUCUCUCUAUCUCUCUCUCUCUCUCUCCAUCUCUCUCCCCUCCAUACC
This is a messenger RNA of Amphibalanus amphitrite, 1980 nucleotides long. RefSeq names its product angiopoietin-related protein 7-like. The transcript has a single exon. NCBI's taxonomy places the organism in Eukaryota, Metazoa, Arthropoda, Thecostraca, Balanomorpha, Balanidae. The coding region runs from base 58 to 1638 and encodes 526 amino acids. The record is from RefSeq and is a predicted model, not a curated record.